This is a messenger RNA of Spea bombifrons (plains spadefoot toad), 4680 nucleotides long. It is a transcript of the gene JAG2, whose product is annotated as jagged canonical Notch ligand 2. The transcript has 26 exons. Gene Ontology annotation, cellular component: plasma membrane; protein-containing complex. NCBI's taxonomy places the organism in Eukaryota, Metazoa, Chordata, Amphibia, Anura, Pelobatidae. Gene Ontology annotation, biological process: heterophilic cell-cell adhesion; Notch signaling pathway; cell communication. Gene Ontology annotation, molecular function: Notch binding; calcium ion binding. Bases 52 to 3840 code for a protein of 1262 amino acids. The record is from RefSeq and is a predicted model, not a curated record.
GCUCGGUCGCAGUGAUCCCGAGGAGUCGGCUGGGAGCUGUCCUGACAGCCCAUGUGUGCUCGCUGCCGCCGCUCGCAGCCCCGUAUGCCUUCACUCCAUGGCUGUAUCCCGGCUCGCCUCUCACCGCUCCGGCCAGCUCUGAUACCGCCCGCCGUCAUGCGCUCGGGUGUCUCCGGGAGCCGCGCUCACCUCACAGCGGUGGGCUUGGUGCUGCUAACUUUCUGGGUCCAGGUUUCCCAGUCCACGGGUUAUUUCGAGCUGCAGCUGAACUCGCUGAAGAAUGUCAACGGAGAAUUGUCCAGCGGGGAAUGUUGCGAUGGCGUGAAGAGUCCGUACAACCAGGACUGUAGCAGCGACGAGUGCGACACCUAUCUCCGGGUCUGCCUGAAGGAGUUCCAGGCCAAAAUCACCCCUUCUGGCCCGUGCAACUAUGGCUCUGGAUCUACUGCGGUGCUUGGUGGAAAUACUUUUUAUUUGAACAACAAAUACACCCACCAGGGGAAGAACGGCCCCGGCGACGGUGGCAGGAUUUUAAUCCCGUUCCAGUUUGCAUGGCCGAGAUCAUUUACUCUUAUUGUGGAAGCUUGGGAUUGGGACAAUGAGACCAAAGUUGGUGAUGAACUCUUGAUUGACCGGAUUGCCCACGCAGGAGUGAUCAACCCCGACGACCAGUGGACUCCUUUACCCUUGAACGGACACGUUGCCCACUUUGACUUGAAGAUCAGGGUCAGAUGCGAUGAGAAUUACUAUGGCUCCAUGUGCAACAAGUUAUGUAGGCCGAGGGAUGACUUUGUGGGACAUUACACGUGCGACCAUAACGGAAACAAAGCCUGCAUGGAAGGCUGGAUGGGAGAAGAGUGUAAACAAGCUGUAUGCAAACAGGGAUGCGAUUUACUUCAUGGGAGCUGCGCCGUGCCGGGGGAAUGCAAAUGUCACUACGGAUGGCAAGGCCAGUACUGUACGGAGUGCGUUCCUUACCCCGGCUGCGUACAUGGCAGCUGCCGGGAGCCUUGGCAGUGUAACUGCGAGACCAACUGGGGCGGCCUGCUCUGCAACAAAGAUCUAAACUAUUGCGGAACCCAUCGCCCGUGUUUAAACGGCGGCACCUGUAUGAACGCGGAGCCUGAUAAAUAUCACUGCGCAUGUCCCGACGGCUAUCUGGGAAAGAACUGCGAAAUCGCGGAGCACGCUUGCGCGUCCAACCCUUGUGCAAAUGAUGGCAUCUGUCACGAAGUUUCUUCUGGAUUUGAAUGCCAUUGUCCUCCAGGCUGGACUGGACCAACCUGUGCAGUCGACAUUGACGAAUGCGCGUCCAGCCCUUGCGCACGCGGCGGAAUCUGUAAAGAUCUUAUAAACGGAUUUGAAUGUAUCUGCCCCCCGCAAUGGGUAGGGACCACGUGUCAGCUUGAUGCUAAUGAAUGUGAGGGAAACCCCUGUCUUAAUGCUUAUUCUUGCAGAAAUCUGAUUGGUGGAUAUUACUGUGACUGCAUUCCAGGAUGGACAGGCGUAAAUUGUCACAUCAAUGUUAAUGAAUGUCACGGGCAGUGUCAGAAUAAGGGCAUUUGUAAGGCUAAGCCCAACGGGUACCGCUGCCUCUGCCCGCGCGGCUUUAUCGGCAAAAACUGCGAGAAGGAGGUGAACGAGUGCGCAAGCAAUCCGUGUCAAAACGGGGGAGUCUGCGCCGAUCAAAUCAACGGCUUUCAAUGUCGGUGUCCUCCCGGGUACGCCGGUGCCACGUGCGAGGUGGAUAUUGAUUUCUGCGAACCUAACCCGUGUCAGAACAACGCCAAGUGCUAUAACAUGGGUGGCGAUUACUACUGCGCAUGCUCCGAUGACUACGACGGAAAGAAUUGCUCCCAUCUCAAGGAUCAUUGUAGAGACGCCCCUUGCAAAGUCAUAGACAGCUGUACAAUAGCGAUUUCGACUAAUGCCACCCGGGACGGUGUCCGUUACAUCUCCUCCAACGUUUGUGGCCCCCACGGACGCUGCAUUAGCCUACCAGGAGGAAACUUCACCUGUUCCUGCGACGGGGGCUUCACGGGCGCUUACUGCCACGAGAAUAUCAACGACUGUCUCGGCAACCCGUGCAAAAACGGCGGCACUUGUACCGACGAGAUUGAUUCUUUCCGGUGUUUUUGCCCCAACGGCUUCGGUGGCGAACUCUGCGACAUAAAUUACAACGAUUGUAAUCCGAACCCGUGCCAGAACGACGGGCGAUGCGUCGACCUGGUGAACGACUUCGUCUGCGAAUGCAAAAAUGGUUGGAAAGGAAAGACCUGCCAUUCACGCGAGUAUCAGUGCGAUUCGAACACCUGCAGCAACGGCGGGACGUGUCAGGACGCCGGGGACUCUUUCCGAUGCCUUUGUCCACCGGGUUGGGAAGGCGCCACGUGUAACCUUGCGAAGAACAGCAGCUGUCUUCCCAACCCCUGCUCGAACGGAGGGACGUGCGUAGGCAGCGCGGAUUCCUUUUCUUGCAUGUGCAAAGAAGGCUGGGAGGGCCGGACCUGCACACAGAAUACCAAUGAUUGCAAUCCCUAUCCCUGUUACAACGGAGGUAUCUGUGUCGAUGGGGUGAACUGGUUUCGCUGCGAGUGCGCGCCGGGAUUUGCCGGGCCGGACUGUCGAAUUAAUAUCGAUGAUUGUCAGUCCUCCCCGUGUGCAUAUGGCGCCACUUGUGUGGAUGAAAUAAAUGGCUACCGGUGCAUCUGUCCUUCUGGAAGAGCUGGAUCACGAUGCCAAGAAGUGAUCGGGUUCGGAAGGUCCUGCUGGCUCAGAGGGAUGCUUUUCCCGCAUGGAAGCAAAUGGGACGACGAGUGCAAUAGCUGCCAGUGCCUGGAUGGUGUCGCUGAUUGCACGAAGACUUGGUGCGGUCGGAGGCCUUGCCUGCUGGGAAACCAACGUGACGGCGACCAGUGCCCCCCCGGCCAGUCCUGCGAACCCAGAAUGUCCGCGGCGAAGUGCUUUCAGCCGCCGUGCAGCGAAUGGGGAGAAUGUAAUGCUCCGGAUAACUCUCCCAAGGCCCUGAAAUGCCUGCCCAACUCCGGAUACCUGGACAAUAACUGCGCGCGGAUAACCUUAAUUUUUAACGGCGACAAAGUGCCCCAGGGAACUACAGUUGAAAACAUUUGCUCGGAAAUCAGAUAUUUGCCAUCGAUCCGCACCGUAUCCAAGGAGAGGCCGCUGAUAGUUUUGUGCGACGCGUCAUACUCGGCAGAAAAGGCUAUCGAGGUUGCUAUAGCGUUCGUCUCGCAAACCGAUGAUCACGACAACAGUCUUAUUCAGAACGCUGCCAACAUCAUCGUCAAUGCGAUCACCAAACGGCAAAACAGUACGGUAAUGUUGGCUGUCACCGAGGUCAAAGUUGAAACGGCGGUUGUAGAAAACAAUUCAGAUUACCUCGUCCCCGUGCUCUGUGCCGUCUUUAGCAUCGUCUGGGUGACCUGCAUAAUAAUCUGUGUCUGGUGGAUGCGGAAGAGGAGAAAAGAGCGCGAGAGAAGAGGCCAAGAAGAGAGCAACGCAAACAACCAACUCGAGCCUUUAAAUCCCAUUAGGAACCCGAUUGGGUUGCCUUACAACAACCUAGACAUUCAGUACGAAUGCAAAAACUUACUUUUCAAUCAGAAAAGAACUCACGAUGUUGAGGAAGAAGAGAGAGAGGAUGAGUUUGACGGAGAGGUGGAAGUAGAAGACAAAUACACUUCUCUGUCUUGCCCAAAAACUGUCCCAGUGAAAGGGGAUGUUGACUGUUCCAUAGGUUCCCCCGUAAAGAAACCACAUCGGACAAGUCACGACAAAAUCGACAACAGAUGCGUCAAAAAUGUGAAUACGUCCCACUGAAGGAAGCAAAAGCUGUGUCCAUACACAGGGGAAAGGACCCUAUUCCUACACUGAGGCCGCGGAGUGGAGACAGAAUUCAUCUCCCAUGCAUUAGCCCUCCGGCUGCUCGAGGGGGGUCUACGAUUGGUUUUGUAGCCAAGCUAGGAAGACCCUUUCUCAACGGCAGGAAAAAAACAAAAAAACACCACGUCGGGGCUGAAAAUACGGAGUUAAUGUCUUUAUAUAAUGUUAUAAUUUUCUAUUUGUUGCGUUGCCUUUCUAUAAAUUAUUUGAGACCGAUCACAAAACAAAGAAGCUCUUUGAUAGUUGCUAUUUUUAUAAUUUGCUUACGACCGCCCACACCCCCCCCUCUUUCAAAAGGCCAAGAGGAAAUAUAAAGGUAUAUCUGUAUUUGCAAUGUAAAGUUAAAUAUAUAGAAGACGGCAUUUUGUUUACAGAAUGUAUUUUACUUUUUCGUAUUGGUUUGUAAUUUAAUUGUGGGAUGUAAAAGCCUCCUGGCUGAGGAAAAUGAUUUUUUUUUUUUUUUUAAUUUUAUUUUUUUAUUUUUGACAACCCCUUUCUUCCAGGGGAACUGUGAUAAAUAUCUUAGGUAAAUAGGGGGUUAAUGUGUGUUAUACCCAUCUCUUCCUAGAUUUGUUUAUGUACGUUUUGCAAAUUUGCCUUACGUCGUGUCCCAGAACUUUAAACUGUGGCUUAAAAAUGUGGCCUUUUUUAUUUUAUUUUAAUUUUUUAGUUUUUUUUUUUUUUUUUUUUUUUUUUGUGUGGUUUUAUUUUAGGACUGCAGUAUUGAUGUAUGUGACAAGUGCCUUGAGAUUAAACUUUGCUAUAGCAACUGUCAAA